AUGGCAGACUUUUUCUCUCUUCUUCCGGACACCCUCAUCAUUCUCAUCAUCUCUUCCCUCCCCUUCAAAGAGGCCGCCAGAACCUCCGUGCUCUCAAAGCGCUGGCGUCGCUUUUUUCACGAAACCAAAACCGUUGAUUUCGAUGAGACCCACUUCAUAAAAGAGAGCACUGAAGAAGACCAGAGCAAAAAAGACACCCAGAGAAGAGCAUUCCUCGAUUUCCUCAGUGAUUGGGUCCGAAACUCCACCGCACCCGUUUUGAACAAACUUCGCCUGGCAAUCUCCAACCCCCAGGACAGCGCCCUGCAAGUUAACAACUGCGUUAGAUUCGCAGUCGACCGAAAGGCGAAGAUUCUCGAACUGGACUUCUCGGAUCCAUCGUGGAAUGAAGAAAGUUUUGAAAACCACGAUGCCCUGUUCGAUUUACCACCCUCCAUUUACGAGCACGACACUCUGGAAUUUUUGAAGUUGUUCUCUUGCAAUUUCUUGUCUUCCGGGUUUGAAAAUUUCACUAGUCUCAAGUCGAUUUCUCUGGGUUGGAUUGAAUUGCCCAAUUCAUCUCUCGGGUCCCUGUUAUCCACAUGUAGAUUUCUAGAAAACUUGUCUUUAAAGAAGUGCUGGGGGUUGGAAUAUGUAAGUGUUUCAGCGCCGAGGCUUAAGAGUUUGGUGAUUGACAAGUGCUUGGACCUUGAGAAUGGGGUUUGGAUUAAUAGUAGAACAAAGUUGAGGGUCUUCAAGUACAUCGGGUUGUUGGUGAACGUUGAAAUUGAAUCCUGGAGAGACUUGGAGGAGGCAUACCUUGAUUACGGCUUGGAGUCUAAUUUGCGGGAUUGUGGGGACCUGCUUUAUCAAACCCUUGACAAUGUUUACUCCGUUAGGCAUCUUACUGUGUGCAGUUAUAUGCUUCAGGAGAUUCCCUCUGCAGAAGAUUGGCCCACUAUGAAACCUCCUCUCCAGUGCUUGAAACUCUUGACUUUGAAAACUGCCUUGCAUCCUCACGAGUACCAUGGAAUCUCUUUCUUCCUCAACAGCUGCCCCUGCCUAGAGACCCUCACACUCGACAUAGUCCCCUCAAAGAUAUUUCAAGAGCGAGCUACCCAUCUUCCACUACAAGAACACGAAUUCUUGGGCAAUUCCAAGUACGUGCUGGUGCAGAAGUGGAUGAAAAGCUUGAAGGUGGUGGAAGUGAAGGGCUUCAAAGGAGGAGUCUUUGAAGUGGCAGUAGUGGGAUUUCUGAUGGCGUGUGGAAGAGGACUGGAGAGGCUCUCCAUUGUGCUAUCCAAGGAUAAGGGGGAUCCUAGUCAAGAGGACAGGUACCGAACGGAUGCCGAAAGGUUGCUGAGAUUUCCAAGAGCCUCAGCCUCUCUGCGUGCUUCAAUCAUCUGA
Thlaspi arvense is the source of this 1386-nucleotide messenger RNA. The record is from the annotation of a GenBank genome assembly. Lineage: Eukaryota; Viridiplantae; Streptophyta; Magnoliopsida; Brassicales; Brassicaceae.